This is a messenger RNA of Acipenser ruthenus (sterlet), 3275 nucleotides long. RefSeq names its product C-type lectin domain family 7 member A-like. The transcript has 10 exons. The record is from RefSeq and is a predicted model, not a curated record. NCBI's taxonomy places the organism in Eukaryota, Metazoa, Chordata, Actinopteri, Acipenseriformes, Acipenseridae. The coding region runs from base 49 to 1395 and encodes 448 amino acids.
CCUUGUUAGAUCACUUCUUACUCAAUCUAUUCCUGAAGAGCACUAGCUAUGGAGAUGAAAGAUGUUUACACUGGGUUGCAGCACACAUCAGUGGAUGUCUAUCAAACAGUAAGCAAACCUGAAGAUGAGAAAAUAGAGAAGCAGCAGAGUGGACCAACUCCAGAAGCACCGUCUACAGAGAUGGACACUAGAUACACCAGUCUACAGAAACCACCCGAGAACAUCUAUGCAACAGCAAAUCCACCCAAAGAUGGGGGAAAGGAGGAGCCACCAAGUGACACAUCUGCAGAAGCACCGUCUACAGAGAUGGACACUAGAUACACCAGUCUACAGAAACCACCCGAGAACAUCUAUGCAACAGCAAAUCCACCCAAAGAUGGGGGAAAGGAGGAGCCACCAAGUGACACAUCUGCAGAAGCACCGUCUACGGAGAUGGACACCGGAUACAGCAGUCUACAGAAACCACCCGAGAACAUCUACGCAACAGCAAAUCCACCCAAAGAUGAGGGAAAGGAGGAGCCACCAAGUGACACAUCUGCAGAAGCACCGUCUACGGAGAUGGACACCGGAUACAGCAGUCUACAAAAACCACCCGAGAACAUCUACGCAACAGCAAAUCCACCCAAAGAUGAGGGAAAGGAGAAACCACUAAGUCCUGCUGGUGGGAAAGAGGCCUUCUACAAAAAGACUUCCCUCCUGCUUGCUGUGAUCUGCUGCCUGCUGGUUUUCAUCAUCAUCGGCCUGAGUUUUCUCUGUUCCAGGACGUCUCGAGGAAAUGGUUUGCAUAGCAGCCCUAUUCCAGUUGAUCCUGAACAAGAGGAGAAAGUGGAUGAAGUCAACAAAGGCCUGCCCACACACUCCAGCUUCACAGGAAAUUGCUCCGAUAUGGAGUCCCUUUUCUUUGAGGUGGUGUUGGGGAGCAAUAUCACAAAAAACUGCAACAGUCAGAUGUGUGAAUUGUGUUUGAAGGGCUGGGUGCUGUUCAAUCACAAGUGCUACAUGUUUUCAAAGGAUAUCAUGCCCUGGAAUGCCAGCCAGGCUCAGUGCAGAUCAAAGGGCGGUGACUUGGUGAAGAUACAGAGUGAGGAGGAGCAGAAAUUCAUCUCAAGGAUUAUUCAAAAGAGGGGUGGCUUUUACUUCUGGAUUGGAUUGACUGAUCAAGUCGGGAAAGGAGAAUGGCGCUGGGUGGACAACACACCUCUGACAAAAGGAUAUUGGCGGCAGGGUAUUCCCUCUACUAUCGACGUCACGCAGUGUGCAGGUAUGGGACCCCAGUCGAGUUCCUUGAACUGGGACAAGUCAGCCUGCACUGCCUACAGCAGAAGAAUCUGUGAAUCCGCAGUUAUGCAUCUGAUUAACAAAGCAAACAACGACGACAACCUUGCACGUGUUUAGAGUAGUGCUGGUACAAGAAUUCAAGUAUCUGAUCAAAACACAACAUGAAAUAGAUUCAGAGGCAAAUAUGACCCUGUUAGCAUCAUGCAAAAUAAUCUAGUAGCUUUAGAUUCGGUCUUUAUUAAAUUGAAUACAAUUCAGAACUUCAAACACUUAAAUCAGAUUUAAAACAGACUCAAGCGUUUGUGUCGUUAUUACAUUUUGGUUACUUGGUUUCUUAUAAGUAGGGCUUCUGAUUUUCGGUUUUAACUGAUAAAACCAGAUAAAACACCCCCGAUACCAAAAAAAAUUAAAUCGGUGGAUAGCCAAUAAACACCGGAAAAACUGUGGAAAUGGUUAAUCAAUUCACGUUGACUUUACCCUUUUCCCAUUAAAAAAUAAAACCUACUACAAAAAUAAUAAUAAAUACAUUUCCCAGUGCUGCUUGGCAGUGUUCCGCCUUCCUGAUUUGCAUCUAUCAUUGAUUCGUACUCAAUACUUUAAACCCACCCCAACUACUGAGUGACAGCACAUUCCUGCAUUUCUAUUGGAGACUCCGCUUGCGAGAUUUAAAACGAGAUUACAAUCAGAAUGGAGGCUUGUUAGCGGGAUUUCAAGCUGUAUUACAGUUAAGAUACAGAGGAUAUAAACAGAAUUGUGGCGAAAUGUACAAAAAUGCCUACACACAAAACCCCCAGAAGAAUGUGCCCGUGACCAUAGGGAUUUCGUUGUGAAAGACAGCAAUGGAAAGAAGGUACAACUUAAGUGUGCAAGUACUGUCGAGUUACUACUAUACAUAUUUUGACAGAAAAAAAAUGCUCAAGCAUUUUGGAAAGUAAACGAAAACACUAAUUUCAUACAGUAUAUCAAAAACGAAAGCCCCGAAAAAAACGAUUUACAUAAAACUCGAAAAUAGCUAAAAGCAAGCACAGACAAAUACAAUUAAUAAAACCCAAAAAACAGAAGCCCUAAUUAUAAGUUUUACAUUAAAUUAAUUAAACACAAAAUACAAAACAAAUAUCACUUUCAGUAUAAAGAAGUAAUGCAUUAAUUUACUGAAAUUGCUGAAUUUUAAAAUCUGAUUUUACUGAACGUUUCAAGAUACAAUAUUACAACAUUACACCAAUUUCUCUUGAAAGGUAAUUACUUAGGGUACAGUGAGUUUAAUUAUACUUAUGCGAUUGCUUUUGCUGUAUUAUAAAAUAGUUUUAACUGUUUCUAAAACAAUUGCUGUGUUGAUACCUUUUAUUAUAGCAACCUUUUUCAAAUGCUGCAUUUUCCCAAGCACUGUCUGAGUGGAGUGUGAUUGUGAAUGCAGUCAUGUCAUGUAUUCACAAGAGACCUGGGGGAGUUGGCCAACACUUCAGUAAUCUAGAGUGCUUCAGUGUAAUGGCAAAAAUGAAAAAAGUGCUAAGCUUUAUACCACGUGUACAACACUUUGCUUUCCAAUUGAACAAAAUAACUUCACCGUGAACGCUGCAUACUUUAGCCUGUAAUGAAUUAUAUCUGAAUAUUAGAAAUAUAACCAAAUACUUACUUCAAAUAACAUACACAUGCAUACAUUCUGUAUAUACCAGUACAUUAGCAAUGCUUUGUAGGUAAUGUCACUCCGCACUUUCCAAUGUGUAUCUUCAAACUAAAUUUAAGAGCCCUAUCCAACUGAACAAAAUAACUUCAUCGUGAACACUGCAUUCUUUAAACUGUAAUGGAGAAAAGUUACAACCGAAAGAAUUGUUGAAGAAUGAUGUAACCACAGGUUUGGUAUAAAAAGGUUUGUUUAUGGAUUUUUGCUAGACCAGGGUAAGGAAUGCAGACUGCCCACUCUGUUGUCUCAUACAAUGCCUUUGUAUUUGACUUGCAUGGUGAUUUUGCUGUGUAAUAAAGUAUUUGUAUUAACCUGA